Molecule: messenger RNA, 3337 nt
Organism: Schistocerca gregaria
Lineage: Eukaryota; Metazoa; Arthropoda; Insecta; Orthoptera; Acrididae
Product: elastin-like
Exons: 5
Coding region: 141-2900 (919 amino acids)
Source: RefSeq, a predicted model, not a curated record
UGGAGGGCGAUCCGGUGCUCCUUUACCUCUCUCUAGUCUCCAGAGAGGCAGAUGAGGACCGGGGGUAUAUAUACUGGUGGGCUCGCCGUCCAGAGUCAUCAGUUGGGUUCCUCUCUCAGCAGCAGCAGCAUCCACGCAGCAUGAGGACAACUGCUCUGGUAUACCUGGCCGCAGUGCUCCUGUCGUCGGCAUGGGCAGGCGACACGAGCGCUGGUGAGGCGCCAGCCAAGAAGGACAAGCGGGGGAUCUUCACCGGCGAACACAGCUACAUCGGCGGAGGAGGCAUCGGUCUGGGCAGCAGCUACGGAGGACUGUCCGGCGGCAUCGGCGGCGGCCUCUCCAGCUACGGCGGGUCCUACGGCUACGGCGGUGGCUACGGAGGAGGUUACGGCUACGGCGGCGGUUACGGAGGCGGCUACGGUGGAGGAAUCGGACUGUCGUCCGGAUCCAUCGGCCUCAGCUCUGGAGGAAUCGGCUUGAGCUCUGGCGGAAUUGGCCUCGGCUCCGGAAUCGGACUCGGAUCCGGAGUCGGACUCGGCUCCGGAAUUGGACUCGGCUCCGGAAUCGGGCUCGGCGCCGGUGGUCUCGGAGGUGGAGCCGGAGGAAUCGGACUGGGAUCGGGCGGUAUUGCCUCCGUCGCUGUCGCCCCCACACAGACCGUCGUGCAGACCGUGAGGGUACCGCAGCCCGUCCCCGUCCCGGUGACCGUCAACCGCCCGUACCCCGUGCCGCAGCCGGUACCCGUCCCGGUAAACCGCCCGGUGCCCGUGCCCCAGCCGUACCCCGUGCGAGUUCCCCACCCCGUCCCGGUCUCCGUGCCCCGACCCUACCCCGUGGAGGUGCCCCGCCCCGUGCCCGUGCCCGUUAACAGGCCCGUCCCCGUCCCCGUGCCCCAGCCUUACCCCGUCCGCGUUCCCCACCCCGUUCCCGUCGGAGUCCCCCAGCCCUACCCGGUCCGUGUGCCCGUCCCCCACCCCGUUCCCGUGCCAGUCUCGACCGGAAUCUCCAGCAUCGGUAGUGGAAUCUCCUCUGGCGGCAUUAUCUCUGGAGGAGGUCUCGGAGGAGGGCUCGGAGGAGGUCUCGGAGGAGGUCUCGGAGGAGGACUGGGAGGCGGCAGCAUCAUCUCCUCCGGCUCCCUGGGCGGUGGUCUGAUCGGCGGAGGCUACGGCGGAGGCUACGGCGGAGGCUACGGCGGAGGCUACGGCGGUUCGUACGGAUACGGCGGAUCCUACGGAUACGGCGGCUCGUCUGGUGGACUGAUCUCUUCGGGGCUCUCGGGAGGAGUCCUGAAGGGAACCUACGUCCCCAGCAUCGCCGGAGGCCUCAGCGGUGGUAGUCUGUACUCUGGUAGCCUCUCCUCCAGCUACGGAGGUGGUUACGGCGGUGGCUACAAGAGCUACUACAAGCACUACCCCGCCAAACCGCUCUUAAUUCGGCGACGAGACUGGACUGGUUCGGCGACGCACCUCGGAGUGUCUCCCCCACCAGCCUACUCAGUCGCCGACCGCGUUUUCGCCACAGCCACACGGCGUGCUCUGGACGCGACGUCCCUCUCGUGUGCCUCCAGAGGGGCAGAUGAGGACCUGGGGUAUAUAUACUGGUGGGCUCGCCGUCCAGAGUCAUCAGUUGGGUUCCUCUCUCAGCAGCAGCAGCAUCCAGGCAGCAUGAGGACAACUGCUCUGGUAUACCUGGCCGCAGUGCUCCUGUCGUCGGCAUGGGCAGGCGACACGAGCGCUGGUGAGGCGCCAGCCAAGAAGGACAAGCGGGGGAUCUUCACUGGCGAACACAGCUACAUCGGCGGAGGAGGCAUCGGUCUGGGCAGCAGCUAUGGAGGACUGUCCGGCGGCAUCGGCGGCGGCCUCUCCAGCUACGGCGGGUCCUACGGCUACGGCGGUGGCUACGGAGGAGGUUACGGCUACGGCGGCGGUUACGGAGGCGGCUACGGUGGAGGAAUCGGACUGUCGUCCGGAUCCAUCGGCCUCAGCUCCGGAGGAAUCGGCUUGAGCUCUGGCGGAAUUGGCCUCGGCUCCGGAAUCGGACUCGGAUCCGGAGUCGGACUCGGCUCCGGAAUUGGACUCGGCUCCGGAAUUGGGCUCGGCGCCGGUGGUCUCGGAGGUGGAGCCGGAGGAAUCGGACUGGGAUCGGGCGGUAUUGCCUCCGUCGCUGUCGCCCCCACACAGACCGUCGUGCAGACCGUGAGGGUACCGCAGCCCGUCCCCGUCCCGGUGACCGUCAACCGCCCGUACCCCGUGCCGCAGCCGGUACCCGUCCCGGUAAACCGCCCGGUGCCCGUGCCACAGCCGUACCCCGUGCGAGUUCCCCACCCCGUCCCGGUCUCCGUGCCCCGGCCCUACCCCGUGGAGGUGCCCCGCCCCGUGCCCGUGCCCGUUAACAGGCCCGUCCCCGUCCCCGUGCCCCAGCCUUACCCUGUCCGCGUGCCCCACCCCGUUCCCGUCGGAGUCCCCCAGCCCUACCCGGUCCGUGUGCCCGUCCCCCACCCCGUUCCCGUGCCAGUCUCGACCGGAAUCUCCAGCAUCGGUAGUGGAAUCUCCUCUGGCGGCAUUAUCUCUGGAGGAGGUCUCGGAGGAGGGCUCGGAGGAGGUCUCGGAGGAGGUCUCGGAGGAGGACUGGGAGGCGGCAGCAUCAUCUCCUCCGGCUCCCUGGGCGGUGGUCUGAUCGGCGGAGGCUACGGCGGUUCGUACGGAUACGGCGGAUCCUACGGAUACGGCGGCUCGUCUGGUGGACUGAUCUCUUCGGGGCUCUCGGGAGGAGUCCUGAAGGGAACCUACGUCCCCAGCAUCGCCGGAGGCCUCAGCGGUGGUAGUCUGUACUCUGGUAGCCUCUCCUCCAGCUACGGAGGUGGUUACGGCGGUGGCUACAAGAGCUACUACAAGCACUAGACCCCCGCACAAAUGACAUCAAUCCAAAGCACACAAGGCUCCUGAGGGAAGAAGUGAAGAAGGGACGAUGCCAUUCAAAACACAGGAAGACGUCCUCUACGCCGAAGUAUGGGGAUAUCUCGGGAUAGAAAUGUGGAGCUAUCUCUCCGAUGUCCAAUUUUGGCUGGUGUGGAAUGGGCUUCAGAUCUCGCGCCGAGAUGGAAGCAGCUUUCCACCUAGUACGAUAUUCCCAAGGAAUCGAUGCUGCUCACCAAGUCAUAUUGUUCAUAAAUUAAUAUUCACUUCAUUCACUGUCAUGUUGUUUCCACAUCAACCAUAUUCUUCGAGCAUAUUGUGCCUUAAUUCACCUUUCUCCAUUAUCGUUUUGUGAUAUUUUGUACAAGAGAAAAGUCUUUCACUUUCUUAAAUAAAGCAGUUUUGUAAACAAAAUAAGAAAG